AGAGAGAGGCAAGCGAAGCGAGGGUUCUUCUUCUUCUUCUUCUUCUUGCUUGAUCGGGCUCCUCGGCGGCGGGCGGGCGGCCGGCGGCGGCGGCGGCCGAGAUUAGGCGAUGGGGAAGCACAAGGGCCGAGCUGCCAGCAGCGGCUUGGCGGCGUCGCUGCUGCCGCAUGCGCAGGGUGCCGUCCCCAUCGUUGGUUUCGGGGGUUACCAUGGCGCCUCCCGUGUUGAGCCCGCCGCGCCUUCGUCCUCGACCGACCCCGAUGCCUCGAUUCUCCUCCCUCCCGAUGUGGACAGUGAGGUGCUGCAGCACCUAAGGAGAUUAGGAAGGAAGGAUCCAACAACAAAGCUCAAGGCAUUAUCUACGCUCUCUAUGCUCUUUGCACAAAAACCUGGUCAGGAAGUUGUGCAAAUUGUUCCACAAUGGGCAUUCGAGUACAAGAGGCUGCUGCUUGACUAUAACAGAGAAGUUCGUCGUGCUACUCACGAUACCAUGUCUAGCCUCGUCAAAACUGUCAAGAAGGGUCUUGCUCCGCAUCUUAAGGCUUUGAUGGGUCCUUGGUGGUUUUCUCAGUUUGACCCUGCUCUUGAGGUUGCACAGGCUGCUCGGCAUUCGUUUGAGGCUGCCUUCCCACAAUCAGAUAAAAGGUUGGAUGCUUUAAUGUUAUGUGUGAAGGAAACAUUUCUUCACUUGAACGAGAAUUUGAAGUUAACAACACAAGCAUUGUCUGACAAGGCUACACCAAUGGAUGAACUAGAAGAUAUGCACCAGAGGGUAAUAUCAUCAUCAUUGUUAGCAAUGGCAACUCUGAUUGACAUUUUGCUAGGUGUAAAAUUACAAAAUUGUGUCCGUGACAAUUCCAGUUCUGAAAAUACGAGUCUUUCAAAAGUUCUAUCUGGCACAUUGUCUUCUGCUGAAUCUGCAUUUUCUAUGAAUAAAUAUUUUCUUGAUUUCCUCAAGUCAAAAAGUGCGAUUAUACGGUCUGCCACAUACUCACUGCUUGCAAGUUAUAUCAAACAUGUUUCUCAUGUUUUCAAUGAAGAAGCCAUGAAGGUACUAUCUCCUGCUUUACUUGGUGCCUUCAAUGAAAAGGACCCAUCAUGUCACUCCUCUAUGUGGGAUGCAUUUCUUGCUUUCUCUAGAAGGUUUCCAGAGGCUUGGUCAUAUUGCAACAUUCACAAGGUUGUUUUCAGCCGGUUUUGGCACUUUCUACAAAAUGGAUGCUAUGGAUCCAAGCAAGCCUCAUACCCUCUCCUGGUUCAGUUUUUGGAGUCUAUACCAUCUAAAGCUGUAACUACAGAGCAAUUUGUUUUUGACUUCUUACAUAAUCUCUGGGCUGGAAGAAACCAGAGGCAAUUAUCAGCUGCUGACAGUUUGGCAUUCUUUACUACCUUUAAACAGAGUUUCUUGUGGCUUCUAAAAGUUCUACCGAGACAUUCUGGAGGAGGUUCUUCGGAUGAUAUUCCUAUCAAGCUCAUAACUUACUUUCUUGCAAAAGUUGUUUGGCAUGAUUACCUUCGAAUACCAUCUUCCAAAAACCAGGAUAUUAGUUUGAGUGGAUUGUCUGAUGAAGCAAUCAGUGGUGAUUGUCAGUUAUCUCAUAAGGAGUCACUGUUGGCAUCAAGCACACGCUACCCAACUUAUUAUCUUCAGGAUUUGGGGAAAUGCAUCAUUGAAAUAUUGGAUGAGAUUUCAGCUAUGGAAAAUCAUUUGUUAAAUAUUGCUUGUGAGACUCUAUUGAAGGACUGUUUGGAUAUAAUCCAUCAAAGGGAGAGUUUGCCAAAUUUUCAGUAUCAUGUGGAACAAGUUGUGUCCUUUUUUAUUUCGUUGGAUCAGCUCAUUGUACAGAAAGGUAAAACAUGGCCAUUGGAAAGCUUAGCAAGACCACUGAUUGAACAAUCUGUGCCAGCUAUCAAGUCUAUGGACACUCCAAUUGUUGUUAAACUUCUAUCAGUUUUGGUUGAAAUAUUCAGGCCUGUCCCUUUGUUCUUGAAGAAUUCACAGAAAGAGAGUGAGGAAUCUGUCCAAGGUUAUCUGGAUGUGUUCAAUGGUGACUUUGUCCCCUGGUGUUUGGAUAGGAAAUAUAGUACUUGUAGCUCAAAGAUCGAUCUGUUGCUCUCUUUAAUUAUAGAUGAGUGCUUCUUUGACCAGUGGUGUACGAUUAUUAAAUAUACUAGUGCUAAGCAAAAGCACCCUGUUGAUAAUAAGAACUCACACGUUGAUGACCAAUUUGAAUUGCUGACACUUAUACUUCAAAAGGUAAGAGAAAGAAUUGCUGGGGGCAAGUUGAGAAAUUUGCAGAAAAAUGGCUCUCUACCAGAACAUUGGCGGCAUGACCUAUUAGAUUCUGCUGCAGAAUCUGUCUUCUGUGAUUUGCCUGCUACAGAUUCCCAUGUCCAUUAUGUAUGUGCUGCACUUGGUGGCUCAGAUCAAGAUGACCAAAUUUGUUUUCUUUCUGCUGAUACUGUCCACAAAAUGCUCGGGUCCAUUUUGAAGUGUUUGACAUCAGUACUCAUGACAUCAACUUUUGAGUGGGCAAGGUUUGCAUAUGUGGUGUUAUUGCCUACUGAACCAAAGGACUCGAAGGUUAUAGGAGCACAAUCCUUUUCAUCAAACAUUAAGAUGGCUCAUUUUGCUUUCAAAGUUCUUGAGGGUAGCUUAUUUGCCCUGAGAAGACUAGAGGAAGAUUCUUUAUUUCCUUCUGUUCUGGCAGCUCUGUUUAUCAUUGAAUGGGAAUAUAGCAUGGCCUUAACACUCGAUGAAGAACAUGACUUGAAAGGUUAUAAAGAAGAUAUUGAUGUUGGGUCUUCUGCAUGCAACAGUUCAGAUGAUCAUUUGGAUGAGGGAAUACAUUUGAAAGCUAACCUUGCAGAGAGUAUACAUACCUUUUGCCAAAGCUUAAGUCCAUCCUUUUGGAGUGAUCUUCAUCCAUUCACCUUGAAUAAUUUGUUAAAUAUUUUAGCUCAAUCUGUCAGGUGUGCUUUAUUUCAGACACUAGAGUUGCCAACUGAGAGCACAUCAGUCUUAUGCUCAGAGUGGAUGGUGAACAUGUUGAAGCUCAUCUCUCUUGAUCACACAAAAUUGCAGAGUUUUUUUUAUCUUCUUUUAUCUGAGGGAGAAUAUUGGCCACUCUGGGUGAAACCAUCUUUACAAAAUGAGAAUGCACCAGUGAAGAUCAAAUUUGAGCCAGUUAUUACAAAUGAAACGGGACUGAAACACCAUCAAUUUGUUGCUUUUGUUGACAAGCUUGUUCUUAACCUUGGCUUUGGUGAAGUGAUCUUAGGUGUUCCAGGAAAUACAUGUUACAACACAUCACAAUCAAUUGAUACUACUUCAACUGUUCCUUCAUUGUCUAGAGCAUGGGUUGCUGCUGAGAUUCUUUGCACUUGGAAAUGGAAAGGGGGGAGUGUAUUCAGCACAUUCUUGCCUUCUAUGAUUCAGCACUUGAAAAUGGAAUCAUGUGCAGAGGUCAGCAUAUUGUCCAUAUUGCUUGACACAUUGUUGGAAGGAGCUUUUCAUGAGUGUAACCAGUGGGUACUGUUCAAUGCUUGGCACAUUUCUGACAAUGAGAUUGAGAAAAUUCAAGAUCAUUUUCUACGUGCUCUUGUGGCUUUGCUAUUUAGUAUCAAUAGCAUCAAUGAGUGUAUUUGGAGAGAAUCCGAGGCACUUGUAUUUUUUGAGAAACUACUGAGCAAUCUUUUUAUUGGUUCCACAGUAAAUAGAAAAUGUGUAAAGACUCUUCCCUUUGUCAUGAGUACAAUCAUCAAACCGUUGUCAGGCAAACUGAAAUUAAAUGAAGCUUCUUGUUACACUGAUUUGGUGGGGCAAAACAUACUGAGUUGGCUUGAUGUAGCCAUCUCUUGCCUAUCAUCCAGCCCGAGGGAAGUACUUCAACAAGACAUUGUUGAUUGGAUGCAAGUGGUGUUGUCUUGCUUCCCGUUGAAUAUAACAUGUGGAACCCAGAAACUAGAAGUUAAGAUUGAACGAGAGAUCAGUGAUACAGAAAGAUCAUUAUUGCUGACUCUUUUUCAGAAGUACAAGAUUUUCUGUGCCAUUGAAGCUCCGUCGCUGUCCACCAGUGGAACUACCCUGUCAACAAUGGUUGAACUAUUGGGGGUGAAACUGAUAGCAGUUAUGGUUGGCUAUUGCUGGACAGAACUUCAGGAAAAUGAUUUGCAUUUUGUGUUUCAUACAGUACAGAAGUGGAUUGAAUCAGCUGUUUUGCUUGUGGAAGAAAUGACAGAUGCCAUCAAUGAUGCUGUAAUAAACCAGAAAUCAAAUGAAGAUACUUUGGAGAAGCUUAAAUUAGUGGUUAGCUCUAUAGAUGAGUUAACUUUAAGCUUCGGUGAAUUCGCUUUGGUUACACUGUGUCACCUCAACCAUCUCGUGGAUAUCCAAGAAACGGAGAACUUCCAGAGUUUGCAAAUUAUUAAAUCAGGGGAUUUUGCUGAUAGAAAUAACAAUAUGAUGGAAAGUAUGCUUCGUUUGUUCUUGGCUUCUGGUGUUUCAGAGGCAAUUGCAAAGUCUUCUUGUGAAGAGGCUUCAUCCAUCAUAGCUUCCAGUCGCGUUGCUUAUAUGCAUUUCUGGGAACUUGUGGCAUCAUUUGUCAUUUAUGCUUCACCACAGACUAGAAGAUGUGCACUGGAGUCGAUGGAACUGUGGGGGCUCGCGAAGGGCUCAGUCAGUGGGCUAUAUUCAAUUUUGUUCUCUUCACAGCCAAUCUCUCAUCUGCAGUUUGCUGCUUAUUCUCUACUUCUUUCUGAACCCCUCUGUCAAUUUUCACUAAUAAAGGAGUGUUCUCUGGGAUCAAAUAGACCACUGACUCAGGAAUCUUGCAUGGGACAAAGUAUUGAGUUGAUGCCAGAUUCAGAGAAGACACUAGAUCUGAGAGAAGAACUCUCAUCGUUAAUUGAGAUGCCUACUUCUGAACUUCUCCAGACAGAUCUGUUAGCCCAUGAUAGGGUUGAUGCCUUCAUUGCCUGGUCAUUGUUGUUGUCCCACCUGCAAUUACUACCACCAGCUUCCAUUACUAGGGAAAGGGUACUUCAAUAUAUACAAGAUAAGAUUAGUCCAUGUAUAUUGGAUUGCAUUUUCCAGCAUAUUCCUUUAAGGACUGGUGCACCUUGUGGAAAGAAAAAAGAUGCUGAACUCAUGCCUGAAGCAGAAGUUGCUGCGCAAGCUUCUAAGAAUGCCAUAAUUACAUGUUCACUGCUCCCAUGCAUUGAAUCCCUUUGGCCAGUUGGGACAUGGCAAAUGGCCUCACUUGCAGGGGGACUGUAUGGGAUGAUGAUUAGGCUGUUGCCUUCCUAUGUGCGUACAUGGUUUACUAGUUUAAGAGAUCGUUCAUUGUCAUCCUCAAUCGAGUCCUUCACUAGAGCAUGGUGCAGUCCUCCUCUUCUACUUGAUGAAUUUUCUCAGGUCAAGGACUCUCUGUAUGCUGAUGAUAAUUUCUCAGUUAGUGUUAACCGCUCGGCGUACGAAAUUGUUGCUACAUACAAGAAGGAGGAGACAGGAAUUGAUCUUGUCAUACGCCUCCCGAGCUGUUACCCUCUGCGCCAUGUGGAUGUUGAAUGUACCAGAAGUUUGGGCAUCAGUGAAGUGAAGUGCAGAAAAUGGUUGCUUUCUCUCACGGCAUUCGUACGCAACCAGAACGGCGCAAUAGCAGAGGCGAUCCACACUUGGAAAAGCAAUUUUGACAAGGAGUUUGAGGGGGUGGAGGAAUGCCCAAUCUGUUACAGCAUUCUGCACACGAGCAACCACAGCCUUCCCCGGCUGGCUUGCAAGACGUGCAGGCAUAAGUUUCAUGGUGCUUGCCUCUACAAGUGGUUCUCAACAUCCAACAAAUCAACGUGUCCCUUGUGCCAAACUCCUUUCUAGUCCGGCUGUGCUGCGCUAUGCCUAUUUUUUUUUUGCACCGUAGAAAUUUAAAUUUAUACUCCGUAGUUAUUAUGUUUUGUCUUACAAAUUUAAUGAAGGUUAGAUAAAAAUAUGUAGUUCAUGUGUCUCCGUUGUCCCGUAAUUCAAAAUGCGAUAAUUAUCACCUGUAGCUUAGUAAUAAGUUGUCUAUCAAACUCCUGAAACACGUGUGCUGCUGAUAUGGUUUAGUAUGCCGUGCCUAUUGGGUAA
This is a messenger RNA of Oryza sativa Japonica Group (Japanese rice), 6124 nucleotides long. RefSeq names its product E3 ubiquitin-protein ligase listerin. Gene Ontology annotation, biological process: rescue of stalled cytosolic ribosome; ribosome-associated ubiquitin-dependent protein catabolic process. Gene Ontology annotation, cellular component: RQC complex; cytosol. The record is from RefSeq and is a predicted model, not a curated record. Gene Ontology annotation, molecular function: ubiquitin protein ligase activity; ribosomal large subunit binding; zinc ion binding. Lineage: Eukaryota; Viridiplantae; Streptophyta; Magnoliopsida; Poales; Poaceae.